Mollisia scopiformis is the source of this 1575-nucleotide messenger RNA. RefSeq lists its product as uncharacterized. Bases 1 to 1575 code for a protein of 524 amino acids. Lineage: Eukaryota; Fungi; Ascomycota; Leotiomycetes; Helotiales; Mollisiaceae. The record is from RefSeq and is a predicted model, not a curated record. The transcript has 3 exons.
AUGGCGAAUGCGACCCCGACCAUUGAAUUCCAGUUCGUCAAUUCGACCAUCACCAGUCCGACGGUCCCUCAAGAUGCGGAGGUUCGAGCUCUCAUCAGGAAACAGGCCAUGAAGAAGGCAUCCUUAGCUCGAAAACGAGAUGGAAACUAUGGAAAGCACAACCUGCGACAGUAUCCAGUCUUCAUAUAUGACCAGUCCAAUACUGGUACAGAAGUCGCUGAGGUCUGGGACAAUGGGAAGGAGUUGGGGAUCCGGGCUCGACGGAAGGACGGCGGCAAAAAUUCAAAGAGCAAUAAGGAUACCAGAGCCAAUCCCUUCAAGGCAGACAAGAAAUAUGCAGAGCGACAACAAUGGCUGAGGAAAGUGAUCAAAGGCGAGACGAUUCCGCAAUGCCUGUCUCCAGAUGGCUACGAACUGAGGAGCAUGCAAACAGACUUCGACAUCCUCGAUCUCUCAACACUAGCAACCCUCCACAUCGGACGUGCCGUUCGAGGAGCCCUGUCGCAGAAUCCAUACAUGCUCAUCAAUCAAUUGCGGACGCACAAGCGGUGGUCAUAUUUAUCAUUUCUACCUACACGAUACGAACAUAUCAAAUGUCUAAGGGAUGCUACAGAUUGUGUGAUUGCUCGUGCCCGUCAGAUUGUGACCCCUAACCAGAACUGGGAGGCAGCAGUGAUAGCUUUCUAUUUGAGGGCACUAGAUAGCUUGCAGAAGGCUCUAGAUAGUCCCACGGAACGAUAUCAACCUGAGGUCCUAUGUGCUACUGAAAUUCUUGCUUUAUAUGAGAUGCUUGAUCCCAAUGGAGAAAUGGCAUGGGUACGACAUUCGGCCGGAGCUGCAAAGCUGAUUCACUUGCGAGGUCCCAAGAACUACGACACUGAGUUCGAGAAAGCCCUUUUCAUGGCACAGACAGUACCAAUCAUGACUGAAUGCCUCCUGAAGGGUGAGCGCUGCUUCCUUGAGCAGAAGCCAUGGCAAGAAGUCAUGCGAUCCGUGAUCGAAGAAGACGCCAUAAUCUCCGACAGGAGUGAAGCCGUCGUCACGCUCCUGAUGAACAAGUGCCAAAUCCCCGGUUGCGGCGUUGAUGUAACAGGAUUGAUUUGUACUGACACACCACCGGAGCCGGAGGAAGUAGAACGCAUCACUCUCAAGAUCCGUCAGCUGCGUAAGAACUUCUUGAAUUGGUAUAAGAAGUACGAAACCAUUCUCGCCAAAUGUCCAGAUAUGUACCCUGGGAGUGCGAAUCAUGACAGCCAUUGCAAAGUAUUUGCGAACUAUCUGUCGUGCUUGAUGAUCACGAGUCGAUUUCUGGUUGCAAUUUCGCCGAGUGAUAGGUUAGAGGUGGAGGAGUAUACGCAAUGGCUUGCAAACGAGAUGGUUGAGCUAGAGAAUCAGGUCAAAUUAUCGCCUACGAGUUUGUUCAUGGCGCAGACGAUGGCGGUUGCUCAAUCUGUCAUGGCUACGAAGGAGGACUGGCUUGGUGAUGGGGAGAAGGUGAUGAGUGAUGAGAAGGGGUUGAUUGAGAGAUGGAAGUUGGAGAGAUGGUGUGGGAUGUUUGGGAGAAGGAUGCCGUGA